Macrosiphum euphorbiae (potato aphid) is the source of this 837-nucleotide messenger RNA. NCBI's taxonomy places the organism in Eukaryota, Metazoa, Arthropoda, Insecta, Hemiptera, Aphididae. The record is from the annotation of a GenBank genome assembly.
AUGGAAGCCAACGUGGGAUCUUCGAGAUGCACACAAUCGUCUGAUUAUGCCGAUGAGGGUCGCUGCUUGAUCGACGCUUUGGACUUGGCCGGCGACCGCAAUAACACUACUGUCGGGUGUCCGUUACGGUGCGGACUUGCAGAGAGUUUCCGUUCGACCCCAGAACUGACCAAUGAUUCACCCGUGGACAACCCGGUAGUAAAGAUCGACUCACCACCAGUGCCAUCUGUUAUUACGACUGCGGUGGCAGACGACCUAACGGAAACGCUGAAAUGCCUGCAGCAACAUUAUGGUCUUUCCAUGAUCGACGCCUUAGACUUGGCCGUGGAUCGCAGGAUCACUACAACUGUUGGGCUACAGUUACGGCCGCUGCGAGAAAAUGUAGUAAUUUUCCAGUCUUCCGCAGAACUGAUCAUUCACUCGGCCGUGUACAGACCAGUGACGUCUGUUCCACCAGUGGUACCUGUUCUUACGACUGCGGAGGCAGACAACCUAACGGAAACGCCAAAACGCUUGCAGCAACAUUAUGGUCUUUCCAUGAUCGACGCUUUGGACUUGGCCGUGGAUCGCAGGAUCACUACAACUGUUGGGCUACAGUUACGGCCGCUGCGAGAAAAUUCAGUAAUUUUCCGGUCUUCCGCAGAGCUGAGAAUUCACUCACCCGUGUACGGACCAGUGAAGUCUGUUCCACCGGUGGCAGCUGAAAUUCAGCCAAAUCCUGCACGGUCUGGUCGUCGCAGAUCAUUAUGGAAGAGGUCGAAAAGAUUCAUGUGGAAAUCCAUGGUCAACUUUGCACGCAGAAUAUGCUUCUGCCAAAGUUUUGUUGACCUGGAAUGA